GCCGGGGGCCGUCGCGCAGUGAUGACGUCGCGGGAGCCCGGCCCGGCGCCGCGGACUCGGGAGAUGGAGGAGAAGGAGCAGCUGCGGCGGCAGAUCCGCCUCCUGCAGGGUCUAAUUGAUGACUACAAAAAUCACCAUGGAAAUGUCCCUGCCCCGGGCACCUCAGCAGCUUCCCGGUGGCAGCCAUCUUCUUAUCACAGUGGCCGUGCCUUUGGUGCCCGCUAUCCUCGUUCAAGUCGCAGAGGCUUCUCCUCCCACAAUGGGCCUUCGUGGCGCAAGAAAUACUCCCUUGUGAAUCGGCCCCCUAGAACAUCCGACACAGCUGGUGACCGUCCUAUGACCGCACCUCUUGGAGCUGGAGGAAGCCAAGGCCCCAACCCCCAGCAGUAUGUCUUUGAGAGACAGGUCCAGCUCAAUCCAGAUCAGAACAUGAUCAUCAAAAUCAAGCCACCAUCGAAGUCCAGCUCCAUGGGUGCUCCAGGGGCCCAGCGCGGCUUUCUGGAAGAGUAUUGUGACCCUUCCUGGAGUGACCAAAGACCCCAAGUAGGUGAAGGUGAGCCCCCUGGUGGGCAGCUGCCAACCUCAAGGCCAGGGAGAGCCAGAGGAAGCUACAGUGCAGAGGAGCCCCUUCUGGUCUGCCAGAAGGAGCCUGGCAAGUCCAGAGUAGUGAAGUCUGUGGGCAGCAGGAGUGGCAGUCCCCCAGAGCCCCGGCGGACAGUCAGCGAGAGUGAAAUUGCUGUCAAAGGACACCUCCCAUCCUCUACCCUAGCCCACAGGGCAGCUCCUGCUGCUGCCAGCGGUUGUGCCAUGCAUCCUUUUGAUGAGCGGAAUGAGAAUUCUGGCCUCCCAGAUGAGCCAGCUCCCUCAGGCUCUGUGGUGGCUCUGACAAGACCAGUUUCAGGGACCAAGCAGGGCCGAGAGGCCUCUCUGCUAGUAUCUUGUAGAAGCAACAAGUUCCGGAAAAACAACUACAAGUGGGUGGCGGCUUCAGCCAAGAGCCCCCGGGCCACUCGGAGGUCUCUCAGUCCCAGGACAACAGUGGAGAGUGUGAACAGAGCUCCCUGUGGUGCAGCUGGAAAAGCAGAGAAGCCGCAAGCCAAAGCUGACCCAGAGGCCAGGUCCCGGAAGCUGGCCGUGUCCUCCAAGCCCGGGGCCCCCCAUAGCAAGUACAAGUGGAAGGCCUCCAGUCCCUCUGCCGCCGCCGCCGCCUCCUGCUGGCAGCCGGAGGUUGGCAGCAAGGACCACACCUCCCGGCUUUCCCCAGUCCCAUCUAGAUCCCCGUCAGAAGACAGAUCAGCAGUGGGAUCCAGCAGCCUGAAACCUGUCUUCGGGGAUCCCUCAGCAUACAAAGUGAAGAGCCGCACCAAGCUCAUCCGGAGGCGGGGCAGUGCCAGCCUCCCUGGGGACAAGAAGAACAGCCCCUCACUUGCCACCACCACCAGGAGCCAUUUCAAUCUGCGACGGAGACAGGUCCUCCGGGGAAAGAACAGCCCAGUUCUGAAGAAGACCCCCAACAAAGGCCUGUUGCAGGUCACCAAGCACCGGCUGUGCCGCUUGCCGCAGAGCCGGAGCCACCUCUCCGCCAAGGAAGCAUCCAGCAUGCACCUGCGGACUCCGCCCACCAGCAAGGUGAUCAAGACACGCUACAGAAUUGUCAAGAAGACCUCAGCUUCUCCUCUCAGCAUCCCGCCCUUCCCCCUGACUCUGCCCUCUUGGCGGGCCCGGCGGACCUCACUGUCCAGGUCCUUGGUGCUCAAUCGCCUGCGCCCAGCCAACAGCGGCGGUGGGAAACUACCCUGUGGCUCCCCUCGGUGGCGGAGCAAAGGCUACCGCUGCAUCGGAGGGGUCCUCUACAAGGUGUCAGCCAACAAGCUCUCCAAGACCUCCAGCCGGCCGGGAGACAGCAGCCGGAGUCUCCUCCGCACAGGCCGAGGAGAGGCUGCCAGCAGCUGCGGUCGUUCCCUGGCCAGCCGCGCCGUGCAGCGCAGCCUGGCCAUCAUCCGGCAGGCGAAGCAGAAGAAGAAGAAGAGAGAGUACUGCAUGUACUACAACCGCUUCGGCAGGUGCAACCGUGGAGAGCUCUGCCCCUACAUCCACGACCCAGAGAAGGUGGCCGUGUGUACCAGGUUUCUCCGCGGCACCUGCAAGAAGACGGACGGGACCUGCCCCUUCUCCCACCAUGUAUCCAAGGAGAAGAUGCCCGUGUGCUCCUACUUCCUGAAGGGGAUCUGCAACAACAGCAACUGCCCCUACAGCCACGUGUACGUGUCCCGCAAGGCCGAGGUCUGUAAGGACUUCCUCAAAGGCUACUGCCCGCUGGGCACCAAGUGCAAGAAGAAGCACACGCUGCUGUGCCCAGACUUCGCCCGCAGCGGCGCGUGCCCCCACGGUGCCCAGUGCCAGUUGCUCCACCGCAACCCGAAGCGCCCCAGCCGCCGCGCAGCCGCGCCCCCGACUCCUGCGCACAGCGAGGGCGUCUCCCGGAGCAGGGCCUCCUCCGGCCAUGGGUCCAGGAAGUCUUCGGCCACCCAGCGCCCCGCCAGACAGACGCCGAGCUCCCCGGCCUCCAGGGCACUGACUCCAGCCUCUAGGGCCGCGGCCUCGGCCUCGGCCUCCCUGCUGUCAUCCAAGGCCACGGCCGCCUCCUCCCCCUCCUCCCCCUCCUCCAGCUCCCCCUCCCUGUCCUUGGACCAGGAGGAGCCAGGGCUCCCGGAGGAGGAGGCCUCUGCCGUGGGCGGCCUCUGCAGGCUGCCCUCCUUUAUCUCCCUGCAGUCCUCCCCCAGCCCAGGGGGCCCCUCCAGGGCUCCGACCCCCAGGACCCCCGUCACCAAGGACUCAGGGAGACCGCUGCACAUCAAGCCGCGACUGUGAGCCUCAGGACCAGCGUGCACCUACCUCAGACCUUCACGCCUGGAGAGGAUGGGGGCCCGGCCCCCGAGGGGGUCAGUCCGCCACCGGCUGGGCCCCCCCAGGGCGCGGCACUGCCCACUGGCCCUCCCCCUUCCCGGCCCGUGGGUGCCUCGGGCUCUUCUUCCUCCCACAGCCGGGCUCCCAGCGCCCCCCCUCUCUGGGCCUCACACCCAGGACUUGCCCCCUCCCCUGCCCCUUGGGGUGCCAGGCAGGCCUCACCCCAGCCUGUUCUCUGCCGUGACCGUGGCAGCAGCCGUGAGACAGGUGUCCCAGCCUUCCCGCCCUUCCCACCCCUGCCAGGGGAAGAGGCCACCCGCCAGGCCUCGGCGGCGGGCACUCCGUGUUCAGCAAUAAAGGUUAUCCUGUGU
This is a messenger RNA of Perognathus longimembris pacificus (Pacific pocket mouse), 3278 nucleotides long. It is a transcript of the gene Zc3h3, whose product is annotated as zinc finger CCCH-type containing 3. The record is from RefSeq and is a predicted model, not a curated record. Lineage: Eukaryota; Metazoa; Chordata; Mammalia; Rodentia; Heteromyidae. Gene Ontology annotation, cellular component: nucleus. Gene Ontology annotation, molecular function: metal ion binding.